GGGAUUACAGGCAUGAGCCACCCACACCCUGCCAGACAGGUCCUUAUGUAUAAAUGAAAUUAAAAAUAAUGCCUACCUUAUAGGGUGGUGUUAGUAAUUAAAUGACAUAAGGCAAAUAAAAUGCUUAAUAUGGUGCUUGACAUAGUGUAAAAUUAAAACCAAAAAAUUUUGUUAUCCCCAUUUGGUAGAAUGUUCAGAAGUUAAGGGUUAAGUUUUUGGCCAAGGUCACACAGCUAGUAGAUGGUAGACAGUGGAGCCUGGAUUUGAACUCUGGUUCCUGUCCCAGGCCAUCUCUUUGAACCUGAGCAUUGUUCUACCUCCCAUAGGAAUAAUUCCUUCUUGGUGGGUUGCUCUGAAGCUUUGUGAGAAAAUGUCUGUUAAAGUAUUUAGCUCAGUGCCUGGCACACACCCAAUAUUAGGGUUAUUUUGUGUUUUUUUUUUUUUUGCCAGCAUGUCAUAGUUUAUUCUCAAACCCUGAAGUACUAUAUAUAUCCUUUAAUAAUCCCAUUGAGAGAAUUUCAUGCUACUUAGAGGGAGUGCUUACUUACAUAUGGGUGAUACUUUCCUGUUUCCAUUGUAUAGUCUACUUAAUAAUGUUAGUUUUUGUUCUCCCUUCCCAAGAACACCAGAUCCCUUCCAGGGGUUUGAGAAAUUCUCCUCUUCCCUUACUAAAAAAACAUGGGAUUUCUCACAGGUUAUUGGAAAAACACCUGCUGGUUGUAAGCAGGCUGCCUGCACAGCCAUUUGCCCCCAGCAGCACUUGGGUGGAAUCCUUGCAGCUGUGGAGUUCUUCCUUUUCCUCUAGGGUGGAGGCCAUGCCACCUCCUGGGAAAGUUCCCCGGAAGGAGAACCUGUGGCUACAGUGUGAGUGGGGGUCCUGCUCGUUUGUGUGCUCAGCCAUGGAGGAGUUCUGUGAGCACGUCACUCAGCACCUGCAGCAGCACCUUCACGGCUCUGGGGAGGAGGAGGAAGAGGAGGAUGAUGAUGACCCGCUUGAGGAAGAAUUCUCUUGCUUGUGGCAGGAAUGUGGCUUUUGUUCUCUGGACAGUUCUGCCGACCUCAUCCGCCAUGUCUACUUCCACUGCUACCACACGAAGCUGAAACAGUGGGGGCUGCAGGCCUUGCAAAGCCAGGCUGACCUCAGCCCCUGCAUCCUGGACUUCCAGAGCCGGAACGUCAUCCCCGACAUCCCUGACCACUUCCUGUGUCUGUGGGAGCACUGUGAGAGUUCCUUCGACAAUCCCGAGUGGUUUUAUCGGCAUGUGGAAGCGCACAGCCUGUGCUGUGAAUACCAAGCAGUCGGCAAGGACAACCAUGUGGUGCUGUGUGGCUGGAAAGGCUGUACCUGCACCUUCAAGGACCGCUGUAAGCUUCGAGAGCACCUCCGUAGCCAUACCCAGGAGAAGGUGGUGGCCUGCCCCACCUGUGGGGGCAUGUUUGCCAACAACACCAAGUUCUUGGAUCACAUCCGUCGCCAGACCUCAUUGGAGCAGCAACGCUUCCAGUGCUCUCACUGUUCCAAGAGAUUUGCCACCGAGCGGCUCCUGCGGGACCACAUGCGCAACCAUGUGAAUCACUAUAAGUGCCCUCUGUGUGACAUGACCUGCCCGCUGCCUUCCUCCCUCCGCAACCACAUGCGCUUUCGCCACAGUGAGGACCGCCCCUUUAAAUGUGACUGUUGUGACUAUAGCUGCAAGAAUCUGAUCGACCUCCAGAAGCACCUGGAUACCCACAGCAAGGAGCCAGCCUACAGGUGUGAUUUCGAGAGCUGCAGCUUCAGUGCCCGAUCCCUCUGCUCUAUCAAGUCCCAUUACCGCAAAGUGCAUGAAGGAGACUCAGAGCCAAGGUACAAAUGUCAUGUGUGUGACAAAUGCUUCACACGGGGCAACAACCUCACUGUGCACCUUCGCAAGAAGCACCAGUUCAAGUGGCCCUCAGGGCACCCCCGUUUUCGGUAUAAGGAGCAUGAAGACGGCUACAUGCGGCUGCAACUCGUUCGCUAUGAGAGUGUAGAGCUGACACAGCAACUACUGCGGCAACCACAAGAGGAAUCCGGCCUGGGAGCAUCACUGAAUGAGAGCAGCCUGCAAGGCAUCAUUCUAGAAACAGUGCCAGGGGAGCCAGGACCUAAGGAAGAGGUGGAAGAAGAAGAGGGUGGGGGCAGUGAGAGGACAGCCCUGUCAGCCUCUCAGGACAACUCCAGCCCUGUUAUCCAUGUGAUGAAUCAGACCAACGCUCAAGGCCAGCAAGAGAUUGUCUACUAUGUGCUGUCUGAAGCCCCAGGAGAGCCCCCUGGAGCCCCUGAGUCACCCUCAGGGGGCAUCAUGGAAUAGCUGAGGAGCCGGAGGUCCAGAUGGUGUGAAGGCUGUGGAGCCAGACCGUUCCUACACCAGGCCCCAGAGUUUGAGCCAGGCAAAUGCAGUGCCCCUAGUGGGCAGCCUUUGCCAAUGGAUGCCUUUAAGAAUGGUGCCGAGAGCAGUGUGGUCCACUGUGGCCCAGGCUUGCAUCAUUCUGCAGACUCUAAGGACUUCCCUUUUCUGCCAGACUGUGUUUUGUGGGGAGUCUGAGGAGUUUGGAUUCUUCGAGGGGAUCCUGGAUGUGUUUGUUCUUGUUAAGGGGGGUAUUAUCAGGCUUAACCAUAACCCCCAAGACAUGCUGGAUGGUGAUUAAAUCCUCUGUCAACUCACAUCCAUUCCUAUCUUUGGGGGUCCUCAGACCCAGGCAUGAUGUGUGACUGGUCUCUGCAAGGGCCCUUUCCUUGUCACCAGCCAAGGCAUUGAGAAGCAAGUAGCCAUUUCCCUCUUAAGGUUUCUCCUACAACUCCAAGGACUUUCAUGGUUAUCCUCAGGGAUGGGAUUGGAGGCACUGAGUGUGUGUAUAACAGUUGUUUUUGGUAAUAAAAGAUGCUUGGGCUGUUA
Messenger RNA from Lemur catta (Ring-tailed lemur), 2918 nucleotides. RefSeq names its product histone H4 transcription factor (gene HINFP). Gene Ontology annotation, molecular function: DNA-binding transcription factor activity, RNA polymerase II-specific; RNA polymerase II cis-regulatory region sequence-specific DNA binding. The transcript has 9 exons. The record is from RefSeq and is a predicted model, not a curated record. Lineage: Eukaryota; Metazoa; Chordata; Mammalia; Primates; Lemuridae. Gene Ontology annotation, biological process: regulation of transcription by RNA polymerase II; anatomical structure development. The coding region runs from base 594 to 2333 and encodes 579 amino acids.